GAAUACAGGUAGGGGAAUACUAAUAGAAUACCUAUAGGCAAGAUUUAAAAAAAUACAGUCUUCAAAAGAAACGCCAGCAAUGCUUGCUUUUGAGCUAUUUUAAAAUCAGCGCACGGCAUGUAGCAAACAUGCUCGUUAGACAAACUCUAAAGAGGAUUAACACUGAAGUUCAUACUAAAGCCUGAGUAGACUGAUAAACCAACAUGAUGAUCAGUUAUUCAUCUCAGCAUUCCUGUGCUCUUUUGAGGGAGGAUCAAACUAAUAGCCUCCUCAGUUGUGGAUAUGUGUGGGAGUGAUUAGUGUCGGUGUUGUAGUGGGCUUCUGCUUGGGGGAUUACGGGCGUAGAAGUACACUUCAGCAGGCCUGCUAGAAAAAAAUAAAACAGUACAGGCUGGCAUGGCUGAUCACCAGCACAACCAGCAUAUGCUGUGUUUUGGAUGCUGGUGUGCUGGUCAGCUAACAUGGCCAUGCUGGCUGACCAGCCAAACCAGCACCAGACCAGAAUAGACCAGCUGUUUUUUUCAGCAGUGGACUUUUUCAGAGUACUCUGUUUAUACCCUUGCUCUGAGCAGGUGUCUAAAUAUAUUUGAACGUGAGGAUCCCCACAAAUGAAAGUGUUACAUCUAAAAUGCAGACUUGAUUGUCCAUUCCUUAACCUUGAUGUCCAGUUUUACGUGUUCAAAUGAACGAAAAAUGGACCACUAUAUGACUACAAUGGACAAAUGAAGGAGUCUCCUAAUGAUGAGCGACUGGGGAAGAUGUAGGAGGAGCUUCAGGAGUAACUUACUCCAGACUUCCAACACGCACUCAAACCUCUCUAAAAACUCCGGGCUCCGUGUGAACGCUGCUCUCCACAAAGGAAAAGGCGUCACACACCUGCUGUGGUUUGCUGGUUCAUGUAAAACGGCUUUUUGCACUUUUGCCUGAGAAGCGAAAAUGGCUCGUCCGCGCAUCUGUUCCCACCAACGUGAUGAAAACGGUUCCCGGAGCAGCAGCGAGACGCUGAAGACGGCACUAGUAGUGUGGACUACAUCGUGUCUGAUCUUCAUCCCACACGUCUUUACCUCGACAACACACUUGGCUGUGAUCUCCCCCCAGGACCCAGCACUUCUCAUCGGUUCCAGCCUAACCGUGGUGUGCACUGUUAGCUCUGAGCUGGGGCUAGCGGCCAGCUCUCUGUACUGGACGCUUAAUGGGAGACGACUGGCCAAGAGCACCUACAUGGUGCUCAGUCCAACAGAGCUGAGCGUAACCUUGCACAGGCUCAACGGUUCCCAGCAGCAGUCAGGGGACAACUUGGUGUGCCAUGGUGGCAGCGGGGAUGUGCUGGCAGGCUCCUGUCUUUAUGUUGGAAUGCCCCCUGAAAAGCCAGUUAAUCUGUCCUGCUGGUCACGGAACACCAAAGACCUCAGCUGCAGAUGGAGCCCUGGUGGUCAUGGGGAGACUUUCAUCAGUACAAAAUAUGUCCUGAAGUACAAACUGCGAUGGUAUGGCAAAGAGAAGGAGUGUGAGGAGUACAACAUGGGCCAGCUGCAUACGUGUUACAUCCCACGGGAUUUGGCCAUUUUCACACCAUAUGAGAUUUGGGUGGAAGCAUCCAAUCAGCUCGGCUCUGCCACCUCUGAUGUCAUCAUCUUGGAUAUCUUAGAUGUGGUGACCACUGACCCCCCUCCUGAUGUGCACGUGAGUCGGGUGGGUGAACUAGAUGAUCAGCUGAGUGUUCGCUGGGCCAGUCCCCCAGCCCUCAAGGAUUUCCUCUUCCAGGCCAAGUACCAGAUCCGCUACCGCCUGGAGGACAGUGCCGAAUGGAAGGUGGUAGAUGAUGUGGGAAACCAGACAUCUUGCAGGUUAGCAGGGCUCAAGCCUGGAACAGUCUAUUUUGUCCAAGUGCGCUGCAACCCCGUUGGCAUUUAUGGCUCAAAGAAAGCAGGGAUAUGGAGCGACUGGAGCCACCCCACAGCUGCUUCCACACCCAACAGCGAGCUUCUGCAGAGUGGGUCAUGUGAUCCAAAGUCAGAAGAGCAGAACGCCACCCUGCGGCGUGAACUAAAGCAGUUUUUUGGCUGGAUGCGGAAACACACUUACGGCUGCACCAACGUCAGUAUCAAACUUUAUGACCAGUGGCGUGCAUGGCUACAGAAAGCCCAAAAAACUCGCAAUCAGGAGACUGGUAAAGACUUGGAUUACUUGAUUAGUUUAGAAUGUUCUUGUUGUCACAUCCGUUAAGAACUGUAAAGCUGCAUGUGGCAUGCCUCAAGAAGAGCUGGUACCAAUUAUAUUGAGCAGUCCCUAUAGAUCAUGUCAUCACAUUUACUUGUAAAUGUCAUUUCUCUUGCCUUUCAGGUAGUACAAAGCGGUAAAUCUUAGCACAAGUCCAAACAAGACUGGAACAGUUUGUGGACAAAUGUGACUAUGGGGUUUUUAUCACUCUCAAGUGCUUAGGAUAGUUUGUUUUGACAAACCCAAAGGCUCUUUUGAAGAAUGCAAAUGGAGCCCAGAAUGUGGCGAGAUGAUCUGUUGAUGUGUCCCUGCUGCACAACUGCGUGCGAUCUCUAACCAAGAACAAAGACAAAGAGGAAAGUGCAUGAGAAACCAUUCCAAGGACAAAGGCGCAGAAGGGGAGAGCUCUGAGGUAGCCGGAGCACUGCCCACAUGCCUGAGAUGGAGAGAAAGCAUCAGGCAGGUCAAAAUAAGAAAGAAAUGGAAUUUGCCCUUGUAUCAUUUGUUUAGUGUCUAGCUUCUGGGCUCAUUAAAACAGAGCCUUGCUAAAAUCCUCUGAACAAGAGCCAAUGGCAGAUACCCUGCUCUUCCUGGACACAUCAAGCAAAUAUUUGUUACAGUGAAUUGUUGGAAGAAUAAAUAUCAUUUGUGCACAUUCAAGGAAGCAGAGACACACAAUUUGUAUACAAAAAAUAGAAACGGAUGUCCCUACCAGG
Messenger RNA from Pygocentrus nattereri (red-bellied piranha), 2936 nucleotides. It is a transcript of the gene crlf1b, whose product is annotated as cytokine receptor-like factor 1b. NCBI's taxonomy places the organism in Eukaryota, Metazoa, Chordata, Actinopteri, Characiformes, Serrasalmidae. The coding region runs from base 937 to 2226 and encodes 429 amino acids. Gene Ontology annotation, molecular function: protein binding; cytokine receptor activity. Gene Ontology annotation, biological process: cytokine-mediated signaling pathway. The transcript is spliced from 8 exons. The record is from RefSeq and is a predicted model, not a curated record. Gene Ontology annotation, cellular component: external side of plasma membrane.